Pararge aegeria (speckled wood butterfly) is the source of this 2504-nucleotide messenger RNA. Its product is annotated as alkaline phosphatase-like. Gene Ontology annotation, molecular function: alkaline phosphatase activity. The record is from RefSeq and is a predicted model, not a curated record. The transcript is spliced from 9 exons. Gene Ontology annotation, biological process: dephosphorylation. Bases 1 to 1569 code for a protein of 522 amino acids. NCBI's taxonomy places the organism in Eukaryota, Metazoa, Arthropoda, Insecta, Lepidoptera, Nymphalidae.
AUGCGCAGCACGGAAGUGUUAGUGUUUUUAGUGUUUUGUUUUAUUGCCACAGCGCGAUGUUCUUUACGAAAAGAUGCAGACUAUUGGACUAAGCUAGCUACAGAUGAGCUUGAGGAAGCAUUGAACGUCAAACGGAACGUUAAUCGCGCGAAGAAUGUGAUCCUCUUCAUCGGAGACGGCAUGGGACCUAGCACCGUCACAGCCACUAGGAUAUACAAGGGUGGGGAAUCCUUCAAGCUGGCAUAUGAGACAUUCCCACACGUAGGACUGUUAAAGACUUACUCAGCUGACAAGAUGGUGCCGGAUUCCGCGAGCACGGCCACAGCUUUGCUUUGCGGAGUGAAGGUGAACCAGUACACGGUUGGCGUGGACUCCACUGUUAAGCAUAAAGACUGUGCUGCUUCUCUCAAUCCCAAAGCACACCUGGAUUCUUUGGCUGCUUUAGCCUUGAAAGCUGGAAAGAGUGCAGGCUUCGUGACAACAAUGCGCGUCACACAUGCCACUCCGGGUCCACUUUACGCCCACUGCGCUACCAGAGCGUGGGAGUGCGAUGGGGACAUGCCCGCUGAGGCAGAAAACUGUAAAGACAUCGCAAGACAAUUAGUUGAGGAUUGGCCGGGAAGAGACCUCAACGUAAUUAUGGGAGGCGGUAGACAAGGCCUCACGCCGAACUCUACGGGCACUCCCACCGACCCCACCAGCUCCUGGGCCUGCUCCCGACGGGACGGCAGGAAUCUGAUCGGAGAGUACAAGAAGGAUAAAGAAGCUAGAAGACUGAAAUACAGCGUGGUGUCUAAUACUAGAGAAUUGCGGGAGUUUAAUACGACUGAUUAUCUGCUAGGUAUAUUCGCCAACGAGCACUUACGAUACGAGAGUGAAAGAAACAAGGCGGCGGAUGGCAUGCCAUCGAUCAGUGAAAUGACAGAAGCUGCGAUCAAAGUGCUGCAAAGAAAUUCCAACGGAUUCUUUCUUAUGAUUGAAGGUGGUAAUAUAGAUAUGGCUCAUCACCGUGGCCGAGCCAAGGUAGCGAUAAACGAGUCCUCAGCCAUGGACGAUGCGGUGAGGCUGGCAGUCAGUAUGACAGAUGAGAGAGACACGCUCAUCGUGGUGACAAGCGAUCAUGCGCACGCUCUGCAGAUCAACGGAUAUCCUGACAGAGGGUCCAAUCUUUUUGGAUCGAUAGGUCCGUCUAAGCACGACGGUCUGAACUACACUAUACUAUCCUACGGGACCGGCGGGCCGGGCUCCUUCCAGUACACGGUAGAAACCAACGAGAACGGAAGUCACGUAGUCAGACAAGACCCCAGUAAAGUUGACACAAAUAGUUUCAAGUACGAGCAAAUAGCUGCUAUACCCCUUGACGAGAACAUACACGGGGGUGUAGAUGUUGCGGUAUAUGCUAGGGGUCCCUACGCCCAUUUGUUCCACAACGUCCACGAGCAGAACUACGUUUACCACGUGAUAUCUUACGCUGCGAGUAUUGGUCCAUACUCUACGGGGCACGCCCUGCAAAUAAAUGUUGCCAUAUAUUUGACAACUCUACUAACAUUGGUAGGAUUUAGUGUAUGACUUUUCCUGAAUGGACAUUUUAGAAGUCAAUUGUUUUAGUAUUAGGCUUAAUUCAUCGUUAUCCUUACUUACAUUACUAUUCUGAAAUAUUUACUUGUUCUUUACUUUCAUGUUAAUUUCAAAGAAACUUAAGCUUGAUGGUACUUUUAAAAAUGAUAUACAUUACAAAUUUUUAAUAAUGAUUGGACUUGAAGGCUUUGUUUUCUGGUGAUCCUACUAAUAGGUCCUCCCUAGUGAAACAAUCUGAAGAUUGUAAUAGACACAGCUCAAUACGUCGUUAAGAACAUACUGGAACCGUGUACACGACUAAUAUCCAAAAGCCACUCCACUUUAAUGGUGUUUCUCGAAAGGGCGGUUAGUCACUUUAUACCAUUUAGCAGUUGAAAGUAAUUAUAUAAUCUCUAAAGUUCUAAGUUCUAAACGUUUACCAUAAAAUGGGAAAAAGUUUGUGAGCUAGCAACAUUCGAGUGUGAAGAAAGAAGUGCCCGGGGCGUUUUCAGUGUUUUUAAACUCAUUGCACUGCAUUCAAUAACGGUUGAAUUAGGGUUUUGUAUGUUCUUCAUUAUGUGCCUAGCCCCCGACCCGUUUGCCCUUCCGGCUUCCGGCUUUUGUUUACACCAUCACCUAUAUAGUAACACUGAUCAUAAUAUUAAAUCAAUGUUUAAUAGUAUGAAACGUCUUCAAAUCAAGAGUGAAGAGGCAUCUUCUAGGCGCUCCGCUUAGUCUAAAUCAUCAGGUAUGAUUGCAAUCAAACGUUACGACUGUAUCUAAAAAAUCUCGCAAUAUGUAUCAUUGUUUAAUAACCACAACUGAAUUGAUUUGUAAAAAAAAUUGCGCUUUCUGUUAAUCAUAUGACUGUACAUUUUUGUAAAGCAAUGUGUGAUAUAUUAAAUUUUUGUAAUAAACUGAGUGCCUAAUUGAAAAUAUCUAGCAUU